This is a messenger RNA of Cheilinus undulatus (humphead wrasse), 1464 nucleotides long. RefSeq names its product developmentally regulated GTP binding protein 2 (gene drg2). The record is from RefSeq and is a predicted model, not a curated record. Gene Ontology annotation, cellular component: cytoplasm. The transcript has 13 exons. The coding region runs from base 119 to 1213 and encodes 364 amino acids. Gene Ontology annotation, biological process: cytoplasmic translation. Lineage: Eukaryota; Metazoa; Chordata; Actinopteri; Labriformes; Labridae. Gene Ontology annotation, molecular function: GTPase activity; GTP binding.
AGCUGCUGGUUAGCUGCCUAGCCGGGUGGCUAUCAGUGCUAACAACUGUGGUGUGACACGUGUGUGGUUUUAUUUACUCUUUUUGACUGUGUAGCUGUGACCCACUUGUUCUGUCACAAUGGGGAUCCUGGAGAAAAUUGCGGAAAUAGAGAAAGAAAUUGCCCGGACACAGAAAAACAAAGCCACUGAGUACCAUUUGGGUUUGCUGAAGGCAAAGCUAGCCAAAUACAGAGCUCAGCUCCUGGAGCCCUCAAAGUCAGCAGGGGCCAAAGGUGAGGGCUUCGAUGUCAUGAAAUCAGGAGAUGCCCGUGUUGCUCUUAUCGGUUUCCCUUCCGUGGGUAAGUCCACCUUCCUCAGUUUGAUGACAUCAACAGCCAGUGAAGCAGCGUCGUACGAGUUCACCACACUCACCUGCAUACCUGGUGUCAUAGAGUACAAAGGGGCCAAUAUCCAAUUGUUAGAUCUGCCGGGAAUCAUUGAGGGUGCUGCCCAAGGUAAGGGUAGAGGUCGGCAAGUCAUAGCAGUUGCCAGGACGGCAGAUGUUGUCAUCAUGAUGUUGGACGCCACCAAAGGAGACGUUCAGAGAGAACUUCUAGAAAAAGAGUUGGAGUCAGUAGGCAUUAGGCUCAACAGGACAAAACCAAACAUUUAUUUCAAGCCAAAGAAAGGUGGCGGCCUUUCCUACAACUCUACAGUUCCUCUCACCCAGUGCUCAGAGAAACUCGUCCAGCUCAUCCUUCAUGAAUACAAAAUCUUUAAUGCAGAAGUUCUCUUCAGGGAGGACAGCACGCCAGACGAGUUCAUUGACGUCAUCGUUGGGAACAGAGUCUACAUGCCUUGUCUAUAUGUGUACAACAAGGUGGAUCAAAUCUCCAUCGAGGAAGUGGACCGCCUGGCUCACAGACCUAACAGUGUCGUUAUCAGUUGUGGCAUGAAGCUGAACCUGGAUUACCUCCUGGAAACACUGUGGGAAUACCUGGCACUGAUUUGCAUUUAUACUAAGAAAAGAGGAGAGCGGCCAGACUUUGGUGACCCCAUCAUUAUGAGAAGAGGAGCAAGUGUAGAACAUGUGUGCCAUCGAAUCCACAGAACCUUAGCCAGCCAGUUUAAAUACGCCCUGGUUUGGGGUACCAGUACCAAGUACAGUCCUCAGAGGGUCGGCCUGACGCACAUCAUGGAGCACGAGGACGUCAUCCAGAUUGUAAAGAAGUAAAGCAAACUUCUGACAGGACAAAGACAGAAAUUAAUUACUAUGGAAAUGAACCCUCUGUACAAUAGAAACACAGCAAUGAAAAAUAGCAGCCAUUCUUAUUUUGUAUAUGAAAAUCAUCAAAACACAUUUAAGAUCAGAUUUGAGUUGGUUGUGAGCUUGAAACCCGUAUUUUAUCUUUGGAUCAAGAUAAAAAAAAAAGUUGAACUGAUUCUGACAGAAAUGGGAAAAAAAGAAUAAAGUUCAUAAAAAUA